Messenger RNA from Gaeumannomyces tritici R3-111a-1, 2058 nucleotides. RefSeq lists its product as hypothetical. Bases 380 to 1255 code for a protein of 291 amino acids. The transcript has 7 exons. Lineage: Eukaryota; Fungi; Ascomycota; Sordariomycetes; Magnaporthales; Magnaporthaceae. Gene Ontology annotation, cellular component: endoplasmic reticulum membrane; plasma membrane. The record is from RefSeq and is a predicted model, not a curated record. Gene Ontology annotation, biological process: endoplasmic reticulum membrane organization. Gene Ontology annotation, molecular function: FFAT motif binding.
AUCAUUCCCUGCUCGUCUGCCAGGUGUUAUGUCAUCCCUGGCGACCCUCUCUCUGUUGGCCACGAGCACAUCAACCACGCAACAACGUUUGCUUGCUCAAUGGGAAACGCAGUCCUUUGAUCCUCCACUGCCCAAGCCGAGUAUAACUUUUUCUUCCUUCUGCAGCUUCCGCUAUUCCUUGUAUCUAUCCUGGUCCCCUUUGUCCCUCCCUCACUCCGCUGGCCGCGCCGCCUCUUGCCUGUCGCCCACCCGUUCCGUCCUGAUUUCGAAUCGACCACGUCAACGCUACUAAGCUCGCCACACUGCGACCACGCCCGAUUGUCGAACGCGACACCACUGCCACCACCCAUUGUCUCGAUUCCGCUAGAACACAGCCGUCAUGUCUGUCGAGCUUGAUCCCUCGGAGCUCGGCUUCCAGCGGCCUUUCACCUCCGAGGUCGCCCAGGUCCUCCGGAUCCGGAACCCCAACAGUCUCCCUGUCGCCUUCAAGGUCAAAACCACGGCGCCGAAGCAAUAUUGCGUCCGCCCCAACUCAGGCCGGAUCGAGCCGGACCAGGAGGUCCAAGUCCAGGUCCUCCUCCAGGCUAUGAAGGUGGAUCCUCCGGCAGAUGCGAAGUGCCGUGACAAGUUCUUGGUUCAGGCCGUGCAGAUCAGCCCGGACAAGGCAUUCACAAGCGUUUCGGAGAUUUGGGACGCCGCCCCGAAGAGCUCGAUCCAGGAGAGGAAAAUACGGGUCUCCUUCCUGCCCGCCGAUAAUGGUUCGGGUGCGGUGGCUACCACCCCGGCGAGGAGCAAGUCUCCUGGAAGCGGAGGCGACGCCACGCCUGAUGUUGCUCCCCCGUCCUACUCAUCCCCUGCCGCUCACCCACCGGCGUCGAGGCAGUCUCUGCAACCCGAGCCGAGCCCGUCCGCCGACAAGAGGAAGACGCUUUACCACGAGUCUCCUCUCUCUACUGCCGUCACCGACGCUACUUCCGCCCUGAGCGCGGCCACGGCCCAGGUGUCCAACUCCAAGCCAGUCGAACAGGUGAAGGAGAAGGUGGCCGAGGCUAAGAGCGCGGUUGCUGCCAAGGUUGAGGACAGCGGACUUAAGCAGCGCAAGCUUCCAUCGGCCGUCAAGAGCGCCCCGUCGGCGCCGGCUCCAGUCACACAGGUCCACCCGGCGGCCCGCCAAGAGACCAUCCAGGGCGUACCUGUUCAUGUAGUGGCCGCCCUAUGCCUGCUGAGUUUCCUGUUGGCCUACUUCUUCUUCUAGGCCUAGAAGGAGCUUGUCCGAACUGGUGGCUUUGCCAUCGUCCACCGAGCGCAGAACUAGUGGUGACUUCCAGUCGCCGGGCCUCGACAUUCCGUUUCCUUGAUUCCCAAGCCUUAUACAUCCUGGGCGAUACCCUAACCCUCCUUGAUUUUCAUUUUCAUUUUUCUCAUGUCGGUAAAGGAAGAGGCUUUCCUGGACGGGACCGCUCCUGUUUCCGCACGCGCCAGCGCCCGGUUGGUAAAGCCAAGGCCCUGGAGAUUGGCUGUGGAGAACCGGGACUGGACCAAAGGAUCUGCGCGCCCCGUGCCCCGACCAUGUCUACAGCAGCCAUGUACUUGGGGAUUCAAGGCGGGGAGGAGGAUAACGAGGAGGAAGCAGAGGAUGCCAAGGAGUGGCAUGUUCCAAAGUGAGUGUUAUCAGCAGCUUUUUCUUGCGCUUCACUUUUCCCCACUGUUCUCAUCAUCAACCCCUAAGCAGUGAUGCUAAGGGCGAUGAGGAGAUACCUGUAUUUUAUGCUGUAUUUUCGAAGAGGCAGCUCGUUUCAUUUGUAAUUCGUCACGCGUAGAGAUUUUCCUCUGUCUUUGCUCGUCCUCCUUUUCAGGACUCAGGGAUCGUGAGAUCUGGUGUUCAUCCGUGGUGCUCAUUCGCCGGUUCUCAACUUUAGCCGGAGUGAAGAACUGGUACAUUGGUGACGGUUCACUGUAAUGACAGGGUCGUUGGGUGUGUCUCCUGACCAUUUCUCACUCUAGAUAGGUAAACAUUUGCUUUUAUAUUCAUAUUCUACUUUGCCCCCCUGUCUAUGC